Molecule: messenger RNA, 737 nt
Organism: Ostrinia nubilalis (European corn borer)
Lineage: Eukaryota; Metazoa; Arthropoda; Insecta; Lepidoptera; Crambidae
Exons: 2
Coding region: 5-382 (125 amino acids)
Source: RefSeq, a predicted model, not a curated record
UAAGAUGUCUUACAGAAAAGUUCUAGUUUUAUCACAUCUGAUGGUAUUUCUGUGUGUGCAGUGUUUUGCAAAGUUACAUAACUACGACAAUUUUGACAUGGAGACACUUUUACUAAAUACGACGAGAUCGAGAGCGCUUUUUGAAUGUGUGAGGGAUGAAACUAAGUGUGCUAAUAAAGAAGAUAAGGAGAUGAAAGAUGACAUCUUCGAGAUGGUCACCACAUCAUGCGCAAACUGCACGGCGAAAGAGAAGCAGAAGUUCGGCGACGCCAUGAAAGCCCUCCAUCGGUCCAUGGGGGAGUCGCAGAUCAUCACCAUGUUCAUCAACAAGAUGACCAACAUGUUCCAAGGGGGUCUGUCUGAUACUGAAAAGACCACAUAAACAGAUCUGCGCCAAUAGAAGCUGGACUAGACUAAAACUUUUCAACAAUGAUUGCCUUUGCAUCUCCGAGUUAUCUUUGAUUGCUAACUGAAAUACCUAUUGCUAGUAGGGAUACAGAGAAUAUAGACAGUUUCUAUUCGAGUGGACUAUAGUCAAAGUACUUGCUACUACAGUUACCAGCCAGAGAUGACCUGUAGUGCAGUAAAACAUUUCCCUACUUAUCAAGGUUUAGAUGGCAUCCUACUUUGCCUUAGUUAUUUUUGUAAAAGGUAUUUUUUAUAUAUUUUGUAUACUUAUGUAAAUAAAUACGAGUAAGUAAUGCUUCAACCACACCAACGCCUGCAGAUCACCAUCG